This is a messenger RNA of Cryptotermes secundus, 1447 nucleotides long. RefSeq lists its product as uncharacterized. The transcript has 8 exons. The coding region runs from base 349 to 870 and encodes 173 amino acids. The record is from RefSeq and is a predicted model, not a curated record. Lineage: Eukaryota; Metazoa; Arthropoda; Insecta; Blattodea; Kalotermitidae.
CUAUUUUAAAUCGGUUCAGAUGCCACAUCCCUUGAAGUUCCUCAACUGUCUGAUAAUACUUUAAAGUUUUUUAUUAUUUCUUUCUAUCCUAAUUCGUUACUCGGCGAAAUUGAAAUAUUAACUCGACAGGUGUAGGGCAUCUUUCCCUUUCUAUCCUGCAGCACAGCACCUGGUUCAUGUGUCACCCUAAUAAGUUUAUCUGUCACAUGAUGGAUACUUCUAGUACAAUAAAGUUUAUUCUGUUUCUUCAGCAACAAGUUGUUGCAGGGAAGAUAACAUCCUCCACCUUGUCUGUGUAGUAUUUACCUCUCUUCAGAAUUGCUGAAAGACGGCUGAAGAGGACUCAGUAUGUGGGCACACUUAACGAUACUUAUGAUGGCACUUAUGGCGUUGGCCUCGGGUCCACCUGGCGUUCAGUGCUCCAAGGAUGGGUACAACAUUUAUAAAGACCUCAUCCUGCGCGGUAAAUUUGAUGCGUUGGAAGGUGCAGAUGAGCAAUUAGAUGCCGAAGAGGUUUCCAGCAGUCCAAAAUUAUACUUCUACCGAACUCCUUUGCUGGUUCAACCAAAUGACGGUUUUGAUUACGUAAUUGGCCGAGAUGCUGUGGAAGAACCUCUGCAAGCGGUAGAUGCGGAGGCUGUUAGUGAGGGGAAUCCCAAAAGCGGUGGCCCCAGGGAUAGAUUUCCGCUGCCUCGAACCCUUGCAAAGAGAGAUACAGGCCCUCGACAUGCUUAUACAAGCUUCAGCUCAGAAGCAUCAGAUGACACCACUGUGCUGAGUAAGAGAGGCCCAGGCUCGAUACUUACAUGGGCGCUUUCCUCCAAGAGACCUCUGGUGCAGUCGGAUUUGAGGCAAUUAAAUUUUUUGUAAUUAUUUCUGAUACUUUAUACUUGGAAAAAAGAAGGCGCAUCUUAAAUCUACUUUACAUUAUCAGAAUUAUGGUUCUCCAACAAAAAUUAUUUCACUGAAACUUUUCUGCGUUAAAGAAUUAUGAAGGAAAAGUGCAUAAAAAUUAAAUGUUUAUAAAAAAAUAGAGAUCUUAUUUUUCAGGUCUUACACGAAAGUUAACUGAACAUUCAAUUUAUUUUUAAUGACUUUUCUUUUAACCGCAUAAUAAGUAAAUAUUGAAUAAAUAAACAUUUAUUUUUUCUUGAAAAAAAAUGAAUGAAAAUAAUUCAAUAUCAGAUAUCAUAGCAUUUUUAAUGUGUUUGAAUAUAUCUGAAAUUGGGAGAAAUAUUGAGGAUAGAAUCAGAUAUCGUAUGUAUAAUUCAUAUAACGAAAUUCAGCAAAAAUUAAAUUCAUUUGGGCGACAAAAUUCAUAUGAGAAACUAGACGGAAAUUGCAGCCGCAUUAUAAUUGCAACAACAGAUAAGAAUUCAAUUGCACUGUAUUUAUCAUUUUAUUGCUGUGUUCUUCUAUGUUAUUGUUCAGUUGACUUGCCUAAUGU